Messenger RNA from Amphibalanus amphitrite, 2447 nucleotides. RefSeq names its product TBCC domain-containing protein 1-like. Gene Ontology annotation, cellular component: spindle pole centrosome. Bases 251 to 2062 code for a protein of 603 amino acids. The transcript has 7 exons. Gene Ontology annotation, biological process: maintenance of centrosome location; maintenance of Golgi location. NCBI's taxonomy places the organism in Eukaryota, Metazoa, Arthropoda, Thecostraca, Balanomorpha, Balanidae. The record is from RefSeq and is a predicted model, not a curated record.
UCUAAUAAAUAAAUACACCGCCUUGAUAUAAAGGGUACUUCAUGUUUCAUAGCAAGUGUUUUUAGGGCCUUGAUUGUAGGUAUAUACCGGUACAUAUACUUGUGGUAGUGAUAUGCCGUGUAGCAUCGGUGUAAAGUCUUCGGCAUUAUCAUGCCGAUUGCCGAAGACUCUUGCCAUACCUACCUGUCAUUUUCAUGUUUUACCGUGCUUUACCUAGGUCAAACCUAGGUCCUAGCUCCCCCCGCGGACGAUGGCGGACGCGACCGAGCCGCCCUCGGAGCGGCCAUUGCGGCUCUGGGUGCGUUCCGAGCCGUUCGUGUACGGCAUUCUGCCUGUGAUCGCCACACACAAAAUAUCAGUCAAGUACCUGCGCAAGAUCGUGCAGUAUGCGCGACACAAAGCGGCCGCGACCUUUCCGCAGAUCCAGUACAGCAUGUGGAGGCACAUCGCGUGCAACAAGUUGCAGCUGGCCGAGGACCUGGCCCGGCUGUACUUCGACACGUUCGAGCUGCUGCAGGAGCGGCCGGCCGAGCAGCGCCGCCGCUGGGACGGCGAGUACGCCCGCUGCGACGACGCCAAGGAGCGCGACCUGUUCGCCGGGCAGCGACACGUCAAUCUGCUCCAGUUUGUCGCCUACCUCUUCAUCCAGAACCUCAGUCACAGCGGCAAGAAGCAGCGGCUGGGGUCGGCGGUGACCCCGCCCGGCUCCGACACGGAGUGGCCGGCGGCGCGCGCCGAGCCGCCUGAGGCCGGUGACCGCCAGCAUAAGCAGCUCGAGGAGCACCAGCACCUCUCGUUCGUCCAGACGCACCUCGCCUCGCUGGUGGAGGUGCUGGGGGAGGGCUCGCCGCUCGGCUCGGUCGGCGGCGACACCCUGGUGUGCCGCGCCGUGGUCGAAGCGCUCUCGAUCCUCAUCGACCUGGACACCGGCCGGCCAUCCUCUCCGCCGCGGACCGGGGAGGAGCGCCCACCCGUCACCCUGGCCUCGGUGGCUGCCGAACCGAGCCGCGCCAAUCAGACCGGCUACGUGCCCACGGCCGACGCGUACCAGCAGUCCCGCCUGCUGCGCUGGAUCACCGGAUCGCUGGGAGCCAACCCCUACGGUGUGGCGGCGUGCGUGUCGUCGGGCCGUCGACUGUCGUGGCCCAGCGCCACCUCGACCGACCGGCGCGCCGACCACAAGCGCGGCAAGAUGGCCACCAACGCGCACGUGGCGCCGCCCGGCGACAAGCUGAUCGUCACGUCGGCCAUCCACAAGGAGACGGUGGCGCGCCUGUCGCCCACGCUGUGCGGCGCCACGCUGAAGCUGCACCGGUGCCACCAGGCGUUCCUCUACUUCCUCAGCCCGCUGCGCAACGUCUCCAUCGACAAGUGUCACGACACGACGGUGGCGCUGGGCCCUGUGUCGGGCACGGUGCAGCUGACCGGCUGCCGCGCCGUCCGGCUGGUGGCCAUCUGCCGCCGGCUGGUGGUCAGUGACAGCGUCGGCUGCACGCUGCACGUCACCACGCCCACGCGACCGCUGCUGGCCGGAAACCGUAACGACUCGCUGACGCUGGCGCCGUACCACACCCACUACCCGGCGCUCGAGGAACAGAUGCUGCAGGCCGGCCUCGGCGUGGUGCCCAACUUCUGGGACCAGCCGCUGUGUCUGGCGCUGGACGGCUCAGUGGGCGCGCCGCCCUGCUGGCGCCUGCUCGAGCCGGCCGCCUUCUAUCCGUUCCACACACCGUUCCCGAUGGCGGGCGCCACGCGCCGCAGCCCGGGCAGUCUGCCGUACCGCUACCAGCGCGUGCUGCAGGAGCGCCGCGCCAAGACCGAACAGUGGAACAAAAUGAUGGCAGAGACCGGCCUCAACAAGGAGCAGAUCGCCAAGUUCCAGGAGCUGCUGCGUCGCCGGUUCGAGGUCUGGCUGAAGGAGACGGGCAAACAGCGCGAAAUCAACAGUCUGGCGGCCUGCAGGGAGCGCACGGCCAGGUACGAAAAGUACAAACAGCUGGCGGCGGCGGCGGCCAGCGGCGCGGGCGGCGGGGAGGGCGAGGCCCAGGACGUGGGACGCUGACCGGUCAGUGGCGGGGGUGAGACUGGGAGGUCAGUGUCGGGACCUGUUCCGGAGGCUUGCGGCAACUGAGGAGACAGCAUGAACAGGAGUGGGUGUGCCCGAAUGACAUAUGCCCGCAUGGACCAGAGACGUUUCUGAAAGCAAUCGGAGACGUGUGCGAAGGAAUCAGCGGCCCAUACCUAAGACACGAGAAUACAUGCCUAAUGCUUAACAAGAUCCCUCACAAGUCACAAUGAGACUAUGUGAUUGAAUUUCCAGCGUCCAAUGUGCGUCGAACUCCACAGCCAAUGUUUGUCAAAUAUCGUGUGUGAGUGAUAAUAUUGUUGUUUCAUUCAGUGUUACGUGAGAAGCGGUUGCAUUUUCUGAAAUAUAUUUUGAAAGCAAA